Molecule: messenger RNA, 804 nt
Organism: Bufo gargarizans (Asiatic toad)
Lineage: Eukaryota; Metazoa; Chordata; Amphibia; Anura; Bufonidae
Product: SR-related and CTD-associated factor 4-like
Exons: 5
Coding region: 1-804 (267 amino acids)
Source: RefSeq, a predicted model, not a curated record
AUGGUUCGAACAGCAUUCACUGAGGAUGAAGAAAAAAUUAUUCUAACUCGCUUUCUGGAGCGGGGCUAUCAUCUCACAAAUAAGCACAAAGAAAAAGAGGUGAUAAUAACAUCUGUCCGAACUGAGCUUUAUCUAAAACAUGGAAAAAAGUACGAUAAGGAAGCAAUCCAGAAGAAAUUUUGCGACCUGAAGCGGCUUCACCCUGAACUCGUGAAAGAGUAUAGUGAGCGAUUACGCCCAGGUGUUCCUGUUCCUUCUCUUCGACGAAGAAUUUCAAAAAAGAAGGUGGUCGCAGCAACGGGUGUGGAGGAAGAGUCGGCUGAGCAGGCAGAGGAGGAGCAGCCUGGACCAUCGCAGCCAGGGGAUUCCUCUCCCCCACCUCCAGAAGAGGGAGACAUGGAGGUCUACACCCCCAACCAGGAGGGUGUUCCCGUUCCUCCUGUACAGCAAAUGGGUGAGGAGGAAGAGUUGGAGGAGCAGCCUGGACCCUCCACUGAUCGAGGAGGACCAUUACAGCCAGGGGAUUCCUCUCCCCCACCUCCAGAAGAGGGGGACAAGGAGGUCUACACCCCCCAUCAGGAGGUUAUUAGAAAACUUAAAAGGCGUCUCCUUGAGCAGCGGAAAUCAGAAGCCAAGUCAAUGCUGGCUAUAAAAGCAGAAAAAAAAAAAAUAGGCCUACUUCAGGCUCGGUUACACAGGCAUCAGCGUCAGCUGGAUGAUGCUUACAAGAAGCUCGAGGAGCAGAGGAAGAUGCAUAAUGAAGAGCUCCUGGAGAUACAGCAAGAACUACAAAGUUUGCCUUAA